Salvelinus fontinalis (brook trout) is the source of this 1540-nucleotide messenger RNA. RefSeq lists its product as uncharacterized. The record is from RefSeq and is a predicted model, not a curated record. Lineage: Eukaryota; Metazoa; Chordata; Actinopteri; Salmoniformes; Salmonidae. The transcript is spliced from 5 exons. Gene Ontology annotation, biological process: regulation of neuroinflammatory response. Bases 180 to 818 code for a protein of 212 amino acids. Gene Ontology annotation, molecular function: signaling receptor activity.
CAUUGUGAAAGUCACACUUAGAAUACAUUUACACAGCACCACUUCCUCCUCUCAGACAGCACAAGAUCAUGUAACUGUUUCAUACCUGUCAAAGGACCAUCACUUUGGUUUGCCUUUUGUUCUGCUGUCGGUCUGAGCAGAAAAUAUUGGACUAACGUUUGGUUCUGCAGUUGGUCAUUAUGUGUGGAAGAUGUGCAUUCAGGCUUUCUCUGCUUCGGCUGGUGUGGGGUGUGUGCACAGCUUUUGAAGAGAUUCAAGUGAAAACAUUGGAAACAGGAGCAGAUUUGGGCACUCCAGCCUGUCCAAACCAAACCAUUCAUGACAUGAUGUCUGUAAUAUGUAAGUUAGAUAGAGUGAUAAGUGGUGGGAAUGACUGUCAAGUGUCUCUUCGGUUUGACCAAAAUGGUACAAACAGCACUUGUGAACCCAGAGUCACACUGCAGACAGAGAGUGACAGAGUGUUUCUACACAUCAGCAACAUACAACCAUCUGAUGAAGGGAUCUACACCUGUCAGUGUGCAUAUAAUGGAGGAACAGAUUUUUUGCAUCUCAAUAUUUCUGUCAAUGGAUCCCAUGUCUCAAACAACCUUUCUUUCCUACGUCCUUUCAUGAAAAUAGCAGCCUUUGCAGGAUUUGUAGCUGUCGUGGUCCUUGUUGGAAUAAUCACGAGGAAAUGUAAUCUCAACAGGAAAACUCAGCAGAAAGCGGCGUACACCUUUAAAGAGGAGGAGCAACAGGACUUGGAGCCCUACAGCACGUUCACAAGGAGAGACAAUGGGCUUUACUCAACCCUCCAGCUCACACAUUCUAACCCCUGAACUCUGGCACCAAUGACAACAGGGCAUUAGACACCUUUUUCUAUCACUGUGGGUUAAAUAGUAUUUCACCAGCCCUGUAUUUACAACUGUACAGUAUAUCAAUUUACUGUAUGUCUUGAUUACUGUAAUGCCCCUAUUUUUACAGCUGAUACUGACUUUAUAUAGUUCCAUUGAUUGGUUAAUGACACCUGGCUGAAUAGGUCCUGUACUGUAGAUCGUCUUCUGUUGCUGUAAAUAUCAGCACUUACUGUAUGAAUCCUGCACAUUAUGUUACGUAGAAUCAAGUAGAAACAAUGUUUGUCACGUUCCUGACCUGUUUCUGUUAGUUUUGUAUGUGUUAGUUGGUCAGGACGUGAGUUUGGGUGGGCAGUCUAUGUUUUCUGUUUCUAUGUUUGUUUAAGGGUUGCCUGGUAUGGCUCUCAAUUAGAGGCAGGUGUUUGGCGUUUCCUCUAAUUGAGAGUCAUAUUAUUAAGGUAGGUGUUUUCACACUGUUUGUUGUGGGUGGUUGUCUCCUGUGUCUGUGUAUGUCGUUGCGCCACAAGGGACUGUUUUCGGUUUGUUUAUAUGUUCGGUUUUUGUGUAGUCUGUUUUUUCCCUGUUCGUGCGUUCUUCGUGUUUCAUGUGAGUUCGUCGUUCAGGUCUGUCUACAUCGUUUAUUUGUUUUGUAAUUAUCCAAGUGUAUUUCGUUUCGUCUUGUAAAAUAAAUUCAUUAUGUCUACAUA